UUCAGUCGGUUUUGACGUGGUAGACGCGCGCGACAGUGAUAACACCUUUUUAUCUGCUCUUGGUGCAGGCAUCCCAAAAAACAAGCGAGUGUGGGACCGCUACGGUUGCGGGUGGCAGCGACUCUUACCUGCCAGUGCUAUCAUGCCGAUAUGGUAUAAAGUGCGAAGCCCCUUGAUCGUGCGAAAGCAUUAAAUGGAACAGGCGAAAAAAUUCGAGAGUGUCAACGAGACGGACUUGACCUUUCCGCCAGGCUGACGAGAGAUAACACUUAUUUCGACUAGGAAUUAGGAAGCGGGUUAGUGUUGUUCCCCGACCUAUCUCAACGUUUCAAACAGUUAGUUGGUCACGGACAAUUAUUUGUACAAGGUUGCGCGAGGUCUGAGGAAUUAAUUUGUAUAUUUUAAAUAGCCAGCAACGUCGAACCGAGCCCGAUAACUGUACAUCACACGGUUGUAUUGGAUGUUCCAUUUGCACUGAUUCAGAGGGGAAGAUAAUAUUAUGUCUGCCAAACGAAAGGCCUCCGCUAUUAUCCAACAUCACAAGGAAAAUUUGCCAACACCUGAAUCUUCUGAAGGGAAUGAGGAUGAACAUUAUGGAGGAACUGGGGCUAUGAAAGACAGCGACAAGCUCAAGUUGAUGCUCUUGGCGUGGAACUACCACAAUCAGGCCCAAGGAAAUAGAAACGGAAAUAGUGAUAUUCCAGACCUGUCCUCAGUACCUGGUGGUGAAGAGAUGGUAGGGCUCUGGGCGCAGUACCACUCCGCUCUGGGGUUGUCCAAGGGGAAGGCCACACCACCUGCCACGAGGGAUGUGCCUAGCCCGGUGAAUGCCGACACAGGUUCAGCCCACGACGAGACCAGUUCUAGCGGGAACAAAGAAGACGAAGACGAUGACGACGACGAAAGUGAUGACAAAAUCGACGCGCAGACCCACGAUCCGGAGAGGCUCAAGGCUUUCAACAUGUUUGUUCGGCUAUUUGUAGAUGAAAACUUAGAUCGAAUGGUUCCUAUUAGUAAACAGCCAAAGGAAAAAAUCCAGGCAAUUAUCGAUUCGUGUACAAGGCAGUUCCCAGAGUUCGCCGAAAGGGCCAGAAAAAGAAUUCGCACAUAUCUCAAGUCGUGCCGAAGGAACAAACGUGCCAGAGAUCCUAAUUCUCCGUGGGAUGCAACGAGGCCAACUCCAGCGCAUUUAACCUCAGUUCAGGCUGAACAGAUAUUAGCGACAGCAUGUGAAAAUGAAAGCCAUAAUGCGAAGAGAAUGAGAUUGGGACUUGAACCUGUCAGUCAACCAAUGCCAAUAUUACCUGGAACCCAGCCGACGGACACAACAGCUGCCAUUAAUAGAGGACUAGAUUUUUCCAGCAGUACACCCGUUAAGCUAGAAAGCGAUGCAGUUCCAAGUCCCUUCCCCUCAUCUACUACCCCCUCAAGUACCUCCAAUUCGGUUUCGAAGGUGUUAUCGGUAACCCCGGAUUUAAAAACGUCUUCACUAAGUGUGUCAAAUACAGGAGUGUUAGGGAAUGCAGGUAUGAACGGACUCGGUAUAUCGAGUACAGCGGGAUCGGCACCUACGGCUAUGUACAGGCCAAAUUUCACUCAGGCUUUUCAAAGGACAGGACCCUAUCCACUUUUUCCGGGUACUGCGCCCUUCGCAACUGGAGGACUGCUUGCAAACGGUCCUGCCGAUUUAAGUAUGAAACAAAAGCCGCUCCUAAAUCACAAAUUAAGUGCGGGAGAGAUGACUGCUGUCAGACAGCUAAUCACUGGGUAUCGUGAGUCUGCCGCCUUUCUUCUUCGGUCGGCGGAUGAACUGGAACAGUUACUACUUCAGCAGCAGUAAUAUAUUCUCAUGAUAAUUAUAAAAUGCCAUAAAGAAUUCAUAUGACAAAUAUCAUUAAUGAUAUUCUGUUGUAAUAUUGGGUAGAGGUAAAUGUCUGGUUACGUCAAAAAGUGUACAAACAAAAUUUUUGACAGUAAUUUGAAGUAAUCUUCAUUUAUACAUAGCAAUAUGUAAGUUUCAAGGUUGGUACUUUUUGUGUUAAGAAAUUACAGGGUUGCAAUUUUUUAAGAAUUUUUUCUACAAAUUUAUAUUUUAUUCUAGUCAAAAUAAGCGUCCAGUGUAUAUCUAAUUGAAAACUUGUGUGUAAUAGUAAUUUUUUUGAGUUUAUUAUAAUUUUUAUACACUUUUGAGAUUUAUAAAACGCAAGGCGUCCAAAUUUAGGAGAUACAGGAUGUUUACGUUUAAGCUAAAAAGUGUCUUCUCAAAUCUUCUAAAUACAUUAAGAUAUUGAUGUGAAAUUUUCUAUGCACGAAAAAUGUAAAUUUCUUUAUGCAUUUCUCUAGUCAUUUCUGUAAUGUAAAUUUUAUUUUGAACUAAAAUGAUUUUCAUGUAGCUUUUACCAUUUUUGUAUAAAUCGGCAAUUUGUAAAGAUGAUCCGUUUACAUAAAGUUUACAAAACAUGACACGUCUGUGCCUCAAUACAGUUUGAAAAUUUUACAAAUAUGGUUAUAUUUUAUAAAAAUGAGGCGGAAAUAUUCUUCCAUUGGUUGGCCAUAAUAGUUGAGGAAAAUAUAACCAGUAUUGAUUAAUUUUAGUAUUAGGCAUCCAAUUCUAAAAGUAAAACAAAGAGUUGGACUUUUUAAACAAUAUUAUUUGCGAUAUUUUAACUAAAAGUUAGUAAUAUUUUCUAUUUACAGUACGAUGGUUUGUCGAGUUGUUGUGCCGUGGCCUAUGUAUCUGGUCCCCUCCAGUUACACAACUACCUUUUGCUUCCUUAGCUAUAGCUAGAAAUCUUUGACCUGCUCUUGUCAUUCUCGGGAUAGGUUCUGUGGGCCUACAGACAGAUUCCUAACUAAGGCUAAGAAAGUGAAAGGUAAUUCUGUAACUUGCGGCGACCAGGUACAUAAACCAUGGCAUAAUAACCAAAAAACCAUCAUACUUUAAAUAUGAGGUAAAAGUCAAAGUACUUUCAAUAUAUUCUAAUUUAGCAUCUCUAGAAACUGUUCAGAAACUUACAGAAAAGUACUGAAGAUAUGGGUAUCCAAACAAUUAGUUUUUUUACUUUGUCAAAUUCUUAAAAAACCUCUUUUUCUAGCCGUUAAAAAAUAUAAUAUAUACAG
Molecule: messenger RNA, 3120 nt
Organism: Anoplophora glabripennis (Asian longhorned beetle)
Lineage: Eukaryota; Metazoa; Arthropoda; Insecta; Coleoptera; Cerambycidae
Product: nucleolar protein 4-like
Exons: 10
Coding region: 500-1840 (446 amino acids)
Source: RefSeq, a predicted model, not a curated record